AUGGCGAUGAACAAAAUCCGUGGUGCCUUUGCGGUGCCCCGGAAAGGAGAGACGUUCGAAUUGCGAGCUGGACUUGUCUCUCAAUAUGCCUAUGAACGAAAGGAAUCCAUUCAGAAGACCAUCAUGGCCAUGACUCUGGGCAAAGAUGUGUCGGCACUUUUCCCCGACGUGCUCAAGAACAUUGCCACGGGCGACCUUGAGCAGAAGAAACUGGUCUACCUCUAUCUUAUGAAUUACGCCAAAUCGCAUCCGGACCUAUGUAUUCUCGCCGUGAACACCUUCGUACAAGACUCUGAAGACCCCAACCCGCUGAUUCGUGCGCUGGCAAUCCGAACAAUGGGCUGCAUCCGAGUGGAGAAGAUGGUUGACUACAUGGAGGAACCGCUGCGCAAGACUCUUCGAGACGAAUCACCAUACGUUCGCAAGACAGCCGCGAUCUGUGUCGCCAAGCUAUUCGACCUGAACCCGGCAAUGGCUCUCGAGAACGGAUUCCUGGAGACGCUCCAGGAGAUGAUCGGUGACCCCAACCCCAUGGUGGUCGCCAAUUCGGUGACUGCGCUGUCAGAGAUCAACCACUCGGCACCGGAGACGAAAGCUUUGCAGAUCACCACCAACAGCCUACGAAAGAUGCUGAUGGCGCUGAAUGAAUGCACGGAGUGGGGACGAGUUACUAUUCUCUCGACCUUGGCUGAGUACAAGACGGCUGACGUCAAAGAGUCGGAGCACAUUUGUGAGCGUGUGGCGCCUCAGUUCCAGCACGUCAACUCUGGCGUCGUUCUUGCGGCCGUCAAGGCUGUCUUCUUACAUAUGAAGAAUGUCAACCCUGAAUUGUCCAAGAACUACCUGAAGAAGAUGGCCCCUCCACUAGUCACAUUGGUCUCCUCCGCCCCCGAGGUGCAAUAUGUGGCCUUGAGAAAUAUUGACCUCCUACUGCAGAAGCAGCCUGAUAUCCUCCAGAAGGAGCUCCGUGUCUUCUUCUGUAAAUACAAUGACCCGCCAUAUGUCAAAUUCCAAAAGCUUGAGAUCAUGGUCCGCAUUGCCAACGACCGCAAUGUGGAUCAGCUCUUGGCUGAACUGAAGGAGUACGCCCUCGAAGUUGAUAUGGACUUUGUCCGACGUGCCGUCAAGGCUAUUGGCCAAGUCGCAAUCAAGAUUGAGGGCGCAAGUGAACGAUGUGUAAACACACUGUUGGAUCUCAUCAACACCAAGGUGAACUACGUUGUCCAAGAAGCGAUCGUGGUCAUCAAAGACAUCUUCCGAAAGUACCCCGGAUACGAGGGCAUUAUCCCGACUUUGUGCCAGUGUAUCGAUGAACUGGAUGAACCUAAUGCCAGAGCGGCACUUAUCUGGAUUGUUGGAGAGUACGCUGAGAAGAUCAGCAAUGCAGGCGAUAUCUUGGGUGGCUUUGUGGAUGGAUUCAACGAAGAGUUCUCCUCGACCCAAUUGCAAAUUCUCACUUCUGUUGUCAAGCUGUUCCUGAAACGGCCCGAGAAGGCCCAAGGUCUGGUGCAACGGGUGCUUCAGGCUGCGACAGCUGAGAACGACAACCCCGAUGUCCGUGACCGAGCUUACAUCUACUGGCGUCUUUUGUCCAAUACCAGCGAUUCCAACGCGACCAAGAACAUCGUGCUUUCGGACAAGCCCCCUAUCGUCACCACCAUCCACUCACUACCCCCAGCGCUCCUCGACCAACUUCUCACCGAACUCUCCACCCUCUCCUCUGUCUACCACAAGCCUCCCGAGCAGUUUGUUGGCCACGGACGAUUCGGCGCCGACGCUGUCCAGCGCGCUGCUAUCGAGGAACAACUUCAAAACGCGCGCGAGAACCCAUUGGCUGCGGCAGCCGCUGCAGCCGCCGGCGGCACCGCACCCCCUGCGCAGGCGCAAAACAACGUCGAGAACUUGCUGGACAUCGAUUUCGACGGUGGUGUUCCUGCCUCAGCGCAAAACGAGCCAUCAAGCGGCAUGUCCGGCCUGGAAGGAUUGGCUGGAACCCCCGUGCGGGUCGCAUCCCCUGCAGUUGGCACUCCCUCCGGUCAGCCCAACAACAACCUGGAUGACUUGCUUGGCGUCUUUGGAGACUCGGGACCUGCGCAGUCCUCAUCGAGUGCCGGUGCCGGUGCCGGUGGUUCUGCUGAUCUGAUGAAUGGAUUCUCCGGUCUCGACCUCUCCGCGAAUGCGGGCCAAAACAACCAGCCCCAGAAGUCUAACGAUGACAUCAUGUCGCUUUUCUAG
Penicillium brevicompactum is the source of this 2235-nucleotide messenger RNA. Its product is annotated as putative AP-1 adaptor complex subunit beta. Lineage: Eukaryota; Fungi; Ascomycota; Eurotiomycetes; Eurotiales; Aspergillaceae. Gene Ontology annotation, cellular component: membrane coat. The transcript is spliced from 7 exons. Bases 1 to 2235 code for a protein of 744 amino acids. Gene Ontology annotation, molecular function: clathrin binding. Gene Ontology annotation, biological process: intracellular protein transport; vesicle-mediated transport. The record is from RefSeq and is a predicted model, not a curated record.